Molecule: messenger RNA, 1435 nt
Organism: Tribolium castaneum (red flour beetle)
Lineage: Eukaryota; Metazoa; Arthropoda; Insecta; Coleoptera; Tenebrionidae
Exons: 4
Coding region: 126-1145 (339 amino acids)
Source: RefSeq, a predicted model, not a curated record
GCGCAUGCGCCGCAGUCAAAAAAUGUCAAUCGAUCCGCCAUUCUUGGCCUUUUCCAAUUUAUUUAUAAACAAAGGGAAUAUUAUGUGAACUAGUUAAUUAUUUCUCCUCCAAAAUUGGCUGGUUUAUGAUGACCGAGGUCGUAAAAGUAACCGACGAAAACAACAACGAGAACAAGUUACUGAUCGACUCCUUCGAUAGCGAGCCCGGCUACUACUGCCAAGUGAUCCGUUCGAUGCUGACUCCCGGCCACGAGACCGAACUCGUCUACUGGCUCAAAAGCUUCGGCUUGAUCCCCAACACCCAAAUUUGCAACAACGCGAACAUAAAUGAAGAUUGCAACAAGAUAAUGGAGUGGACGCCGGUCAAAACCAUCGACUACUACCAGUGGAAGUGCCGGAAUUGCAGCGGGAAGAAAAGCAUCAGGGAGAACUCGGUGUUUCAAGAUGUUAAGUGUAAUUUCAAGAACUCUAUCAGGAUUUUGCUGGGGUGGUGCAAAGGGUACGACGCUGAAUUGAUGGCCAACAUCUUAGGUGUUAAAUCACGUACUGUCAAGGUUCUCUACAACGCGGUUUCGGCAACAGCACGAAAACACCUAAAGUCGCAACAAAAUAAAAAGGUUGGGGGCCCUGGAAUCAUUGUUUUAGUUGAUACGUAUCCCGAAGGUUGCACAAACAGCUCAAGGCCAAACCAAGCCAAUAGACCCAUACUGUGCAUUGCUGAAAUAAAGGACAUUCCCCCCAAUUAUUGGUUCGAGGCCUUAAACCGGUACCAUCGCAACAACGUGCAGCAAAUAAUGGACGUGAAAGAGCACAUUUUGACGGUGAUUCAAGACGUCGUCGUCCCUGGUUCCAUUCUGGUCUCGCGACAAGACUCCACUCUGUGUUCGUUUUUUGAUUUGCAAAAAUUGUCCCACAUUUACCCCACCAUAGUGAGCGUUGAAGGCCUCGCACGUCACAAUUCAGCCAAUCAGGAAAUCCUAGCCAACUUGGAAAUUAUCUGGAAGUUGGCGUUGAAUGUGUGCGAGGAAGCCCAGUUUUUUAAUUAUGAACAAGUGCCGAAUUUUUUCAUCAGCCAAAUGUGGCAUUCGCGAUUUGGUAACGAAUCGUUUGAAACGCUCCUGAAUCGUCUCGCCGACUUGCAAUAACGGAUAUUUUUCGAAGCAAUAAUUGUGUUUAUGUUUAGGUGCUUGUAGUUGAUAUUAUCUGAUAUUUUACAUCACGUCUUGUUCCGGUUUUUGAGAGAAAUUGUUGCAAACAAUUAAGUUUAUGUAAAAUUUUAAGCAUGUUAUGAUAUUAGUGUUAGGUGUCGUGAGUUGGAACAACUUUUUAUAAUAUUAUAUAAAAGCGUAUAUUUUUGCAAAAGUACAACUUAAUUAUGUGAAAUAAAUACAAUGACACGUUUUAUUUCUGUGCAAAUAAAGUAUUGUAGAUGGUA